AUGGACAAGCGCCUGAGCCUCAAGCUCAACGGCAACCGCAAGGUGUCGGGCGUGCUGCGCGGCUUCGACCAGUUCAUGAACGUCACGCUGGACGAGACGGUCGAGGAGGUCUCGGCCACCGAGUCCAACCGCAUCGGCAUGGUGGUGAUUCGAGGCAACAGCAUUGUGCAGUUCGAGUGUCUGGAGCGGAUCUAG
Molecule: messenger RNA, 195 nt
Organism: Phytophthora sojae
Lineage: Eukaryota; Oomycota; Peronosporomycetes; Peronosporales; Peronosporaceae
Exons: 2
Coding region: 1-195 (64 amino acids)
Biological process (GO): mRNA splicing, via spliceosome; spliceosomal snRNP assembly
Cellular component (GO): catalytic step 2 spliceosome; U4 snRNP; U2-type prespliceosome
Molecular function (GO): RNA binding
Source: RefSeq, a predicted model, not a curated record